GAAAAAAGUCGGAGUGGAUGGCAGAUGAAGAUCAUCACCCGAGGAUCGCUUCUGGGGGCGGAGCGGCAGCGGCCCCUCCCCCGGGCGGCUCCCGCGGUGCCGGCAGAGCCGUGCCGAGCCGUGCCGAGCCGUGCCGAUCCCCGCCGUCCCGUUCCUGCCUGCCCCGUCAUGUCGUCGGCCGGCAGCCUGAGCAACAUGCAGCGCCUGGUGGAGCAGCUGAAGCUGGAGGCCGCCGUGGAGAGGAUCAAGGUCUCCCAGGCAGCUGCAGAGCUCCAGCAAUACUGUAUGCAAAAUGCCUGUAAAGAUGCCUUGCUGGUUGGGGUCCCUGCAGGGAGCAAUCCCUUCCGUGAGCCCAGAUCCUGCACUCUGCUCUGAAAUCAGGGGAGGUCAGUAGAGAGAUACCUUGAAGCAUGACAUGACUAACAAUGGCCUUUUCUUCAAGAAACGUAUCUCUGUGUCCUUUCUUCUAUGUGGCUGAAACUUGGAUAUUUGUCUAUUCAUUCUUGUGCGUUCAUGCCUCACUGUUUUACUAAUGUUUUUAUAGUUUUUUUAAUGUAAGUAGUUCUUUUUGUAAAAGUCACCAUUGUUAUUACACUAUACUAUCUAUACAAAUACUACUUGAGAAGUUUACAUUUUUGAAAGCAAAAACAUGAUUAUUUUUACCAAAUUACCUAUUUCUAACUUGGACGGUUGUUAGGCUGGAGUGAUGGUGAUAAUUAUUUGUAUUUUCUGAAACAGAACAUCUGAAAAAUGAUCUGUUAAAACCUAAAAGCAAAUGCGGAUAGUAUUAUGAGAACUGUUCUCUGAAGUGUUUUCUUUAAAUAGAAAGACCUGAAACCAGCAACACUGUUUUUUUCCAAGUGCUUGAAAGUCCACAGAUGACACCUGUUAGAAAAUGCUUGACAUGAUGUGUAGCACAGUCUUGUUCCAUAAGCACCUUACUUACAAAAGCCCUGUUUUGUUUAAUGCUUCUCAUAAUUUGUAUUCAUAAACAUACUGCCUUGGUGAAAUCUCAUCUUUAAAUGUUUAAAACGUAACCAAACUCACUCUAAAAAUACGUAAGUGUCCAAGGACCGUUGCGUGCAUGAUUUUUGAGGUUUGAAGUACACAAAAUUACCAAGUUCCACAAAUAAAAUACACUUGGUCAUUUGCCUUCACUUUUCUAUAGAACACUUUUACAAGGACAAAUUUUUUUUACUAGGUUUUUCAUUUUGUUUACUUUCUAUUGUUUGUAUUAAUCUUCUAGAAGUUUGGAAAUAAAAUUCCUUUCCUU
This is a messenger RNA of Phasianus colchicus (ring-necked pheasant), 1273 nucleotides long. It is a transcript of the gene GNG10, whose product is annotated as G protein subunit gamma 10. Gene Ontology annotation, biological process: G protein-coupled receptor signaling pathway. The record is from RefSeq and is a predicted model, not a curated record. Lineage: Eukaryota; Metazoa; Chordata; Aves; Galliformes; Phasianidae. Gene Ontology annotation, cellular component: heterotrimeric G-protein complex. Gene Ontology annotation, molecular function: G-protein beta-subunit binding.